Molecule: messenger RNA, 915 nt
Organism: Amphimedon queenslandica
Lineage: Eukaryota; Metazoa; Porifera; Demospongiae; Haplosclerida; Niphatidae
Exons: 4
Coding region: 67-765 (232 amino acids)
Source: RefSeq, a predicted model, not a curated record
AUUCAUCAUAAUCCUAGCAGUCAUCAUAAAAUCAGCUGUUUUGAAGAUACUGAGCAAUCCCUAUCAAUGAAGAAUACCGAAAAGGGAGAAAUUAAGGGUUGCCGAAAUAUUCAAAAAGCAAUUCACAAAAGGAACUCUGAUAUCAGACAAAAGACUGAAACAAUUGAUAUUGCUGAAUUAAUGGCACACAUUCCCUUCCUAUGUCGUUGUUCCACUGGUGAUAUCAAUAUUGUGCUGUUAGAUAGUCCUGGUUUAUCUGAAUCUAAUGAGUUAGGAAUAUCUGAAGUAUCAGAGUACCAACUGAUGACCUGCUCGGCAUAUGUGUAUGUAAUGUCUGGUACACAAUUGGAGGAUUCUAUUGAUACUGCCUCGCUGAGAGCUAUAGUUGACAGAGACCCAAAAUUAUUUGUUGAAAACCGGUGCCUGAUUGCUGUAACAAGGCUUGAUGAAUAUGAAAUACCUGAUGCCAAAUUUGAUGAUAAAUCUGGUUCAAAUGAUAGUGAUGAAUCAAGUCAAAAUGAAAGUGAUCUUGACAAGUGUAUUGCUCAUAUCAGGAAGAAAGUCCAGGACCAGUGCAAGGGCUUUGUGUCUAUUCCAGAUGAUUGCAUUAUCCCUUUGUGUGCUACUGGAGCUCUUGAGGCAAGGAAAGAGAAGCUAGGAGAAAAGAGGAGUAGAGAAAUGAAAGUGCUGAUGGCAAAGUUAGAUGUAUCAACUGUAGAGGAAGUUGAAGAAGUUAGUCAAGUAACAUUGCUAGAAAAAAAGUAAGUUAUAAGUUAAUUGCUUAGUAACAAGUGUAAAGGCCUUUCUACACUUGAACUAUUCCAGAAGUCAGCUCAUCAAUGCGCAUUGAAUGAGCAUCAACUGAUUCCACACUAUCUUCAAGAUCAUGUAUAUUUUGAUAGCAUUUCUGAUCCA